This is a messenger RNA of Drosophila biarmipes, 1723 nucleotides long. It is a transcript of the gene Gale, whose product is annotated as UDP-glucose 4-epimerase. Lineage: Eukaryota; Metazoa; Arthropoda; Insecta; Diptera; Drosophilidae. Gene Ontology annotation, molecular function: UDP-glucose 4-epimerase activity. Gene Ontology annotation, cellular component: cytosol. Bases 484 to 1536 code for a protein of 350 amino acids. Gene Ontology annotation, biological process: beta-D-galactose catabolic process via UDP-galactose, Leloir pathway. The record is from RefSeq and is a predicted model, not a curated record. The transcript has 4 exons.
UAAUCCGGAGCCAAAGGUUGAGCGGCGAUAAGGAUGCACUUCGAGGGCGACCCCGCCCGCCCGCAGACCCAGCCAGCCUGCAGCUAGCGCUCGCAUCGGAGUGACACUGGGGCAGCCCACAAAGGCCCGCUGAUAAGAAGUGCGCGAGGGGCGAGAACAAGUUGAAAGCUAAAUAGGCCAGAGGGGCUCUCCAAGCGCUCAGUUGGCAAGCGACCGCGGAUCACAACAGACGUUCGGGCAAACAGAUGAAUGAAAGCGGGCGAGAAACGGGUUAGGAAGCGUUCACGUUAGCACUCAACGGUCAGCGAUCUUUGGCAUCUUCGCCAUCUCCACCGCCGUCUGCAAUCCCCACGGAGGCCUCCGCUCAGCGGCGUUUUAGGCAUCGGCAGCCGAGUCCGAAGCACUCGAGUCUCAAGGGCACGCACUGCCCUGUAUCUGAUUCACCGCACGGGGCAUCUCUACCAUAAUCACCUGCAAAACAGGAUGGCCCCACCCACGGUUCUGGUCACCGGAGGAGCCGGCUACAUCGGCUCCCACACGGUGCUGGAGAUGCUCAACGCGGGCUACAACGUCAUCUGCGUGGACAACCUGUGCAACGCCUACAGCAGCGGCGCCAAGCUGCCGGAGGCCUUGAGCCGGGUGCAGGAGAUCACCGGCAAGAAGGUCAACUUCUACCGCGUGGACAUCACGGACCGGGAGCAAGUGCGCUCCGUCUUCCAGGAGCACAAAAUCGACAUGGUGGCCCACUUUGCCGCCCUGAAGGCCGUUGGCGAGUCCUGCCGCAUCCCCCUGCAGUACUACCACAACAACAUGACCGGCACCAACGUCCUGCUGGAGGCGAUGGCCGACAACAACGUGUUCAAGUUCGUGUACAGCUCCAGUGCCACCGUCUACGGCGAGCCCAAGUUCCUGCCCGUGACCGAGGAGCACCCCACGGGCAACUGCACAUCGCCGUACGGCAAGACCAAAUACUUCACGGAGGAGAUUCUCAAGGAUCUGUGCAAGUCAGACAAGCGUUGGGCCGUGGUCUCGCUGCGCUACUUCAAUCCGGUGGGCGCCCACAUCAGCGGGCGUAUUGGCGAGGAUCCCAACGGCGAGCCCAACAACCUGAUGCCCUACAUCGCCCAGGUGGCCGUGGGACGACGUCCCAGCCUGAGCGUUUACGGCAGCGACUUUCCCACGCACGACGGCACCGGAGUGCGCGACUACAUCCACAUCGUGGACCUGGCCGAGGGACAUGUGCAGGCGCUGGACAAGCUGCGCAACAUCGCGGAGACGGGCUUCUUCGCCUACAACUUGGGCACCGGCGUGGGCUACUCGGUGCUGGACAUGGUGAAGGCGUUCGAGAAGGCCUCCGGCAAGAAGGUCAACUACACGCUGGUGGACCGACGCUCCGGGGACGUGGCCACCUGCUACGCGGACGCCACGCUGGCGGAGCAGAAGCUGGGCUGGAAGGCCUCGCGGGGCAUCGACAAGAUGUGCGAGGACACGUGGCGCUGGCAGAGCCAAAACCCCAACGGAUAUGCCAACAAGUAGAGCAGUCCCCGUUCCUGCCCCUCUGCAAGUUCCUGAUUGUGGCUCAGGUAGCAAUUUCUAUUUGCCUCUAGUUGUGUAUAUUUCCUUCCAAAUUUCGUCUAUUAUCCCCUCCUUCGAUGUGUGCAAGUGUGUGUAUGAAACCCAAAGUACUUUGUAAUUAAAAAGGCUUUUCGCUGUUGUCAUGUAA